Chlorella variabilis is the source of this 813-nucleotide messenger RNA. RefSeq lists its product as hypothetical. Bases 1 to 813 code for a protein of 270 amino acids. Gene Ontology annotation, biological process: protein phosphorylation. Gene Ontology annotation, molecular function: ATP binding; protein kinase activity. Lineage: Eukaryota; Viridiplantae; Chlorophyta; Trebouxiophyceae; Chlorellales; Chlorellaceae. The transcript is spliced from 7 exons. The record is from RefSeq and is a predicted model, not a curated record.
AUGAGCAGGCAGUGGGGGCUGGACACCACAUCGCUGCAGCUGGAGGCAAAGGAGCUGGAGCUGGUCACUGGCCGUGACGGCCGGCUGGUGGAGCUGGGGGAGGGGGCCUAUGCUGUGGUCUACCUGGGCAGCCUGUCGGGCGCCCAGGUGGCAGUCAAGGUGUAUGAGCUGGAUCAUGGCAUGGACGCCAGCGUGAUGUGGCGAGAGGCGGCGAUGCUACGGGAUGCCGUGCACGACCACAUCGUGCCGCUGUACGGAGUGGCGGUCAAGGGGAGGAUGGUGAUGCUGGCCAUGAAGCUCAUGCGGGGAGGCACGCUGCGGGCGGCGCUGCAGCAGGCCGACAAGCGAGAAGCACUGCGCUGGCGGGCCGGAGGGCGGCAGGCUGCGCUGGAAGUGGCCUCCGCACUGGUGUUCCUUCACACCGAGCUCAACGUCCUCCACAGCGACCUGAGCAGCAGCAAUGUGCUGCUGGAUGCUGGCUUGACUGCUUCUAUCAGCGAUCUGGGUGUUGCCCGCUUUGUGGGCAGCAGCGCGCUCAGUGCCGGCGCCUUCUGCCUCACGCACGCAGCCCCCGAGCAGGUUCUGGGGCAACGCUGCACGCUUACAGCCGACAUCUACAGCCUCGGCAUCCUGCUGGUCGAGCUGACCACGCAGCAGGCGGUGACAAGGCGCGGCGGCUGGCGCCUCCCACUGGCCCCUCAAGAGUGCUCCCCGGCGGUGCUUGCUCUCAUCGAGCGCUGCACUGCGGCGGACCCGCUGCAGCGCCCCCCCGCCACCCAGGUGCUGCAGCAGCUGCAGGAAGACGUGGGCUGA